Trachemys scripta elegans is the source of this 1813-nucleotide messenger RNA. RefSeq lists its product as uncharacterized. The coding region runs from base 119 to 1813 and encodes 564 amino acids. Gene Ontology annotation, biological process: regulation of platelet activation; heme transport; negative regulation of endopeptidase activity. Gene Ontology annotation, molecular function: serine-type endopeptidase inhibitor activity; cysteine-type endopeptidase inhibitor activity; heparin binding. The record is from RefSeq and is a predicted model, not a curated record. NCBI's taxonomy places the organism in Eukaryota, Metazoa, Chordata, Testudines, Emydidae. Gene Ontology annotation, cellular component: blood microparticle; endolysosome; extracellular region. The transcript has 8 exons.
AUAACCACAUUCUUUUAGCAGACAUAUUCAGGCUUUCAUGGUCAAUUCUGAUGUAAACCCAAAUUACUGGCUUUAGCAAAGCAAAGAGAGGAGAAAGUGAUCUCAUAUUUUAAACAAAAUGAAGCUGCUCUCUACAGCACUCUGUCUCACAUUGGUGCUCUGUUCUAAUGCGCAAAGCCAAACUCCUGUAACUUCUGCAGACUGUGACUCAGUUGAAACGGAUGCAGCGGUGGCCCUGGAUUUGAUCAAUAAACACCGCAGAGAUGGCUACAUUUUUACUCUGUUCCGUGUUGCUGAUGCCCAUGAACAACAGACAGGGAAUUCAUCAGUCCUUUAUUUGACUCUGAAUGUGCUGGAAACCCAGUGCUCUGUAUUAUCCAGGAGACAUUGGGAGGACUGUAAACUCCCACAGCACAAUGAAAUGGUAUUUGGACAAUGUAAAACUAUCAUGUAUAUAAACAGACAGUUGAAGAAAGAAAUACUGCAUGGCUAUAACUGCACAGUGAGUCCAGAUCAUUCACAGUUAUACAAGUGUGAACAAAACUGCCCUAGAAGACCAACAGCCUUAGAAGACAUUGAGCAGCACAGAGGGGACGCUGAGAGAGCCCUGGAGAGGUACAAUGAAGAUAGUAACCACACACAGUAUUUCAAGGUGGAUAAAGUACAAAGAGCUACAACGCAGAUCACACCUCAGCCGGGAUACUUUGUCGAAUUUACUAUAAAAGAGACCUGCUGCUCCAAAUCCACACCACAUGCAAAUGUGUCUGAAUGUGAAUUUCUGCAUGACAGAUAUGCUCACGUGGGAUUCUGCAGGGGAACAUUUGCGAGUGACACAAAAAAUCCUGAUGUCCUUGAGAUAUCCUGUGAAAUCUACGAUCCCUGGGUCAUGUUUUCUAGACCGUUAAUCAUUUCUGUUGCUCUUCUCUGGACUUUCUCCAAUUUUGUGACAGACCUCCCUUCCACCAUCACCCCCACUCCGGAGAACAUCAUCACCACCACCACUUCUCUGGGCAAGGACAUCCCCGCCCCGGUCCACACAGACAUCAUCAUCAUCACAGCUUUGGCCCUGGACAUCGUCAGAGACAUUACCAUAGAUGCCCACCACCUCCUGAAAAUAGAGUCCUCCACCCUGAAGGAUCUGAGCAUCAUCACAAUUUCUCUGGAGAGGAACAUAAGCAUGGGCCUCCUCAUCUUUCUCCAUCAGGUCCUCAUUAUCCUCCCCCGCCUCCUGACAGACCACAUGACAGACAUCAUUAUCCCGGCUUUGGCCCUGGACAUCGUCAGAGACAUUACCAUAGAUGCCCACCACCUCCUGAAAAUAGGGUCCUCCACCCUGAAGGAUCUGAGCAUCAUCACAAUUUCUCUGAAGAGGAACAUCAGCAUGGGCCUCCUCAUCUUUCUCCAUCAGGUCCUCAUUAUCCUCCCCCGCCUCCUGGCAGACCACAUGACAGACAUCAUUAUCCCGGCUUUGGCCCUGGACAUCGUCAGAGACAUUACCAUAGAUGCCCACCACCUCCUGAAAAUAGGGUCCUCCACCCUGAAGGAUCUGAGCAUCAUCACAAUUUCUCUGGAGAGGAACAUCAGCAUGGGCGUCCUCAUCUUCCUCCUCCACCCGGUCCUCAUUAUCCUCCCCCUCCUUAUGGUUGUAAACACGGCCAUAGACAUAACCGUCUACACCAUCAGGGGUCUAGCAAUUUUUCCCAGGAAAGAGGAGGACAUGAAGGCAGCUCCUCAGAAGAGCACAUUUCAUCCCAAACACCUCAUCCUUUCCAUAAAAGACAGGUUGGAUCCAUCCAUCACAUUCCAGUUUUAA